This is a messenger RNA of Ectocarpus sp. CCAP 1310/34, 726 nucleotides long. Lineage: Eukaryota; Phaeophyceae; Ectocarpales; Ectocarpaceae. The record is from the annotation of a GenBank genome assembly.
UGAUCGUGUCUGCUGUCCUAUAUACAAGUGAUACCAUCAUCUUCAACACACAUACAUGGGUACACUAACACUGUAGAGUGAGUGUAUACCUCGAGGGAACGCGUGCUGGAGAUGAGUGGCGCCGAUGUUGCAGCAGAGGCUGCCGACGUCACCACUAGUACACAGGGCAGAGUUGACAACCUGGAGAGCAAAGUUUCAGGCCUGACGGACGAGGUACAGCAGCUGCCAGGGCCUCUCCGAGCCGCCCUCGGAAAGUUUGAGAAUGAGGGGGAGUCCGGCGGCGCUGGGGUGGGCGCUGUCGCCACGGGCACUACGUCUGCCCGCAGUCUGCUGGAAGAGGGGCCGCACAACGACGGAAUCACGCCGCCCGCACAGCACGAGGGAAGAAGCACCAGACCGGGAGCCAGCCUGGUAGUGCCAAGGAUCCCUGCUAGUGGACCCGGGCAUAGGAUCGGGCAGCGGGGAGGUCAUGGGGUCAUCAUCCCAAGAGCAGCCUGCUGCGGUGGGCGCUUGCGUAGACUACACGGCUGCAGAAGAAAUCAUCAGCAGGAGGCCAGUUGCGGAAGGCGAACCGGUGUGGGCAUUUCAGCGAUGGUAGAGAUGCAGCCGCCGCUCGAGGCACUAGACGAAGAGUCAGAGCAACGUACUCAUCACGUCGAGAAGAGCUGUGCGGCGCUGGAGGGGGUGCCGCAGACGGCACACCAAGUGUGCCUGUUGACGGUCUAG